GCCACAACAUGCUGCUCAGGUUCACCACCAACCCAAUUGCCCUAAGAAACCCUAAAGAACUCAUAUAUAAAUACUCUCCUCUUCGCAGCUCCAUGGUCCUUUAGCCUGAAUAGACCUCCUCUCACUCUGCUAGGGUUCUGCAUCUGCAUCGGCUCCAAUGGGAAAGGGGACAGGGAGUUUUGGAAAGAGGAGGAACAAGACCCACACCCUGUGCGUGAGGUGUGGCCGCCGCAGCUUCCAUCUUCAGAAGAGUCGCUGCUCCGCCUGUGCCUACCCUGCCGCCCGCAAGAGGACAUAUAACUGGAGUGUGAAGGCGAUCCGAAGGAAGACUACUGGAACUGGAAGAAUGAGGUACCUCCGCCAUGUGCCCCGCAGAUUCAAGAGCGGCUUCAGAGAGGGUACUCAAGCGGCACCAAGGAAGAAGGGAUCAGCUCCAACUGCUUAAGGCAUUACUGGAGAGUGUUCUUGAUUGUAAUUUGGGCACACCAAGUUACAUAUUGGAGUUUUGUGCGUUGUGACUGAUUAUCGUGAUAAAAGCAAUAUUUGAUGGGUAGGUGUUAUAAUGUUUUUAAUGAACGAGUUGUUUUUAUUUUGUUUAGUACGGAGCCUUUAAUUUUGGACAAGAAUGGACAAUCCUAUAGAUGUUUCAUCUUUGAUUA
Carya illinoinensis is the source of this 659-nucleotide messenger RNA. Its product is annotated as 60S ribosomal protein L37-3. The transcript is spliced from 4 exons. The record is from RefSeq and is a predicted model, not a curated record. Lineage: Eukaryota; Viridiplantae; Streptophyta; Magnoliopsida; Fagales; Juglandaceae. Gene Ontology annotation, biological process: translation. Gene Ontology annotation, cellular component: cytosolic large ribosomal subunit; ribosome. Gene Ontology annotation, molecular function: structural constituent of ribosome; RNA binding. Bases 158 to 445 code for a protein of 95 amino acids.